UCACGGCGGGAGCCCGAACCGGCGUGCUUGGGGUCGCUACACGGCAGCCCGGGAUUAGGCAGCGUUUGCGACAGACCAGAUGCUUCCCUAGGAGAGGCGGUGUGGCGAGCUGUCGGUGACGUGCCUCGCCGUUCUUCUAGCACCGUUCUUGUACUGCGCAGAGCUGGGAGCACGCAGGGAUGCCGGAGGUGGACUGAUAAUAAGUACUGAAUACUUCAGGGAAGAAGAAAGGCAAGAUUUACUACUCAGCAGACUUCUGUAGGUUCUGUCUUUCUAGAGAAGAAUAUCCCUCGCUUUGCAGUCAAGCUUAUUUCAUGUCAUCACUUUUUGGCAGAAAGGUGAAGCAGUAUUUUUUCCUGCUGGUCUAUCCCUCAAGUUCAAGAAGCCAUCUAUCUUCAAGGCCCUGAAGAACUCUGAUUAUCUGCGUUGAGAUAAUGAGGAGCCCACUGGCUUUCUGCUGAGCAGUAUUUGGAAGGCAAGUGAGAGACCAUUAUGAUUAUUUGGACAUCAGAGAGGAAAUACUUGAGCCGACACCUUGACUUCACUGUGUGGGUGGACACAGAAGAGUCAUGGAGUAUUACCUUCAGCCUUCUCUCAGACAUCCUCCCUUGGAUUGUUUUCUGCAUAAAGCAAUGGAGGCAGAGGAGGCAAAGAACCAGCUGGCAGAUGGGCACCAAGCUCCAGACCUCCAGGUGACAUGGCUGCUCCCAUCUCUCCUCUACUGCAGGAAACGUGUUUGGAAACAAUAACAACUACAUGAACAUGGCAGAGGCAAAUAAUGCAUUUCUUGCUGCAAAUGAGCAGACGUUCCACACGCCGAGCCUGGGGGAUGAGGAGUUCGAAAUCCCACCUAUUACACCCCCACCUGAGUCAGACCCUGCACUGGGGAUGGCAGACAUCCUGCUGCCCUUUCAGGGCCUUGGCGACCAGCUGACAGCACAAGGAAAUGACUUUACACCCCAGUUUCCCCCUCAGAGCUUGGAUCUCCCCUCCAUUACUAUAUCCCGAAAUCUCAUGGAGCAAGAUGGCGUCAUCCACAGCAAUGGAUUGCACAUGGAUCAGAGUCACACCCAAGUUUCGCAGUACCGCCAAGACCACUCUUUGAUUAUGAGAUCCAUUGUCCACAUGACGGAUGCUGCUCACUCGGGAAUUAUGACUCCCUCUCAGCUCACCACCAUUAACCAGUCCCAGCUAAGUGCACAGCUGGGGCUAAAUCUGGGAGGCACCAACAUGCCACACACUUCUCCCUCCCCUCCUGCCAGUAAAUCAGCCACUCCUUCCCCCUCCAGCUCGAUAAAUGAAGAAGAUGCAGAUGAAUCAAAUAGAGCUACUGGAGAAAAAAGAGCUGCCCCAGAUUCUGGCAAGAAGCCGAAAACUCCAAAGAAGAAGAAAAAGAAAGAUCCCAACGAGCCACAAAAGCCGGUGUCAGCAUAUGCCCUUUUCUUCAGGGAUACACAAGCUGCAAUUAAAGGGCAGAACCCAAAUGCUACGUUUGGAGAGGUUUCAAAAAUAGUGGCAUCUAUGUGGGACAGUUUAGGAGAAGAACAAAAACAGGUAUAUAAAAGAAAAACAGAAGCUGCCAAAAAAGAAUACCUAAAGGCACUUGCAGCCUAUAGAGCAAGCCUUGUUUCCAAGGCUGCUGCAGAGUCUGCUGAGGCCCAGACAAUUCGUUCUGUGCAGCAAACAUUGGCAUCCACAAAUUUGUCUUCCUCCCUUAUUCUGAAUACUUCUCUCUCUCAACAUGCCACAGUAUCGGCAUCUCCUCAAACUCUUCAACAGUCCAUUCCCAGAGCAAUUGCUCCCAAACCUCUGACCAUGAGACUGCCAAUGAAUCAGAUUGUAGCUUCUGUUACCAUUGCAUCAAACAUGCCGACAAACAUUGCAGCUCCAUUGAUAAGUUCUAUGGGAACAAACAUGGUGGCAACACCGUCUUCAUCUCAAGUAAGUCCCUCCAUGCAAAGCCAGCAGCACCAGAUACAGCAGCUGCAGCAGCAACAGAUGCAGCAGAUGCAACAGCAGCAGCUACAUCAGCAUCAAAUGCAUCAGCAGAUACAACAACAAAUGCAACAACAGCAUUUUCAGCACCACAUGCAACAACAUUUGCAGCAGCAGCAGCAGCAUCUUCAGCAGCAAAUUAACCAACAGCAAAUGCAACAGCAGCUUCAGCACAUACAGCUUCAGCAGAUGCAGCAGCAGCAGAUGCAGCAUAUGCAACACCAGUCACAGCCUUCUCCUCAGCAGCACUCGCCAGUAGCCUCUCAGAUCACUUCUCCCAUCCCUGCCAUUGGGAGCCCUCAGCCAGCACCUCAGCAGCACCAGUCACAAAUACAAUCUCAGACACAGACUCAAGUAUUAUCACAGGUCAGUAUUUUCUGAAGAUAAAUGAUCUCACAGCAUCGCUUUGUGUUGAUGGAGGGGGUAGGGGUAAACCAUAUUUGGCUGAAAACUGUAAAUUGUUGAUGGUAGUUAUGCAGGGAUGCAUAACAGAUCAAAUGAUCCUCUAAAGUGUCUAUUAGAUAGGCAAUAAAGAACUACAAUGUAGCUGUGUAUCAUCUUUUAGCUGACUAUAAAUCAUUUUGUUUAAAAAAAAAAAAAAAAAGCUGUGCUCUCUUUCAUGUGAUGCCUUUUUAAUUUAUUUAAGCUUUACCUACAAUAUGUGAAUCAAAUGGCCUAAUAAAUACCUGAACCUUAUGACUGCAACAUGGCCUUUCAGAGUUACAGAUUUCUCUAAAAGUGAAUAAUGCACUUCAAGGCAGUAUGAACUCAUGAAGCCCUUAAAGCACAGUUGUAACUACCUGUAAAAUGAUGAUUGGAUUUCAUACAGUCAUACUUUUAUGACAUGAGUUCGUUGAUGGCAUUUUUUCUCAUGAAAAAAAAAAAAUAGAGUAUGUCACAGAUUUUUGCCAAAGCUCUUAAAUUUCUGUCCUAAAUAUCUUCAGAAAAGCAAAUGCAAGUAACUGAACUUCAAUGUUUGAUCCAUCCUUUCACUUCAUUCCUCCCGAUAAACUUACCAUAGUUUGUAACAAAAUAUAUAUUGACAGUUACCCUAUUACAUUAAUUCCAAUUACAGAACAAAUGUGAAUAUUAUAUUCUGUGUGGAAGUGAUGAGUUUCAGAUUUAAUACACUGUAUUUUUAAAAGGGAAAUGCACUUAACUAAGGCUGUUAUUACAAAAAGCUAAGAUGAAAAAUGCAAGAGUUUUUAAUACGCUGUAAAACCAGUAGAAUAUUUAAAAGAAACUCCACGACCGAAUAAUCAAUGUAAAUAUUUUCUUUAAAAGUUGUAACUUUUCAUAUCAUGUGUUGUAAAGUUUUCAUAAAUGAGGCUUUAAUGUAAACACUGGUAACAUGAAUUAUUAAUUGCUACAUUGCUUAUUGUGUUUUUAUGCUGUUUUAUACUUUUUUAUGAGUUACGAUAGCAGCAAUUAAGUUGUUUGUAUUUUGCUUAUCUAAAAUAAAUGCUUUUAUCUUGCUAUAGAAUAAACACAUUUCAGUAAAAUCGAUGGGCCACAAGUCUUUGAUAAGAAAAAUAACCAAGAGAAAUGUUUCCUUGCAGAACUGCUUUCUCUGGCACUUUAUUCUACUUUCUGGAUUUGAGUGUCUCAGCCAUGCUGUGUAAAUAGGUACUGGUCUGUGCAGCCAGCUCUGGUGUCUGUAAGUCCAUGGCUGGAGGGGGGCAUGCAGCUCCUCUGAGCAGGCUGUGGCUUCGAGGUGCAAGAGCAGGUGGUGCAGCGAUGAUGGUGCAGAGCGCUCAUCCACCCCAUGUUACGUCCAUCGGUGGGAACGGGGUAAGGAGCCUGUCUUAGCCACUCAGGGAUGCAAAUAAGUACAGUUCAGGGUUUUCCUCGUGUCCUUGUGUUUUUGCUGUAAGCCCAACCGGUGUCCUGAGCCCAUGAGCCCCUGGCUUGUCCCAGACUCUGGCUGGUGCUGAAUGGUGCAAGCAGGGAGCAGUGGGUGUAGAGGAAGCUGUUUCACUGGAAAUAUUUGGAAACAUUUGCAUCCAACAUGUUGGCAAGAUAUUAAUGCUCUUUCUACAUCUCUGCUCUUGAUGGAGGAGAAAAACCCUUCCUUUCUUCUUUCCCAUCCCUGCCUGCUAUUGCUGUGUGCUGGGUGCAGCCUGACCACUAUCCCCAGUUGUCUUGCAUGAUUAAUUACAGCAUCUGUCCUGUCAGGAGCUAUAAUGAAGAGGUCUUGAUAAAAAUUGCAAAUUACCACUGGCAACAAUCUUAAACUGCUUAUGAUAAAAUGAAAAUUAAAAACAGCAAGUGUCAAACCCGAGCAGAAUCCUAAUCCUGUCUCAGGCCGUGUCCAUGGUUACCGACCAGGCCCCAAAACAAAAAUAAUGGGAUAUAGAUCCCCCAAAAGUUGCAGCCAGACUUGAGGGAAAAGGUACUGUGCUGUGCGAGUUUAUUAAUAAUGAAUUCAGCUUUCAAUAUUUCACAGUCCUCAGGUACUCUGUUUAUUAUCUACAAAUAUUGAACAGCAAGAGAUUCCAAUUAGAAAUUUAUAGAUUUCUUGGAGCAGAAAAAAUCAUGUAUAAAUUGAAGCUUUUUGUAAUAGGUGUUAGUUGACAGCUACCCAUGCUCGUAAUAGCCUUCGUGUGAUAUCUAAUCGUGUCUGGGAGGGAGGGGGCUUAUUUCAGGCACAAGGAAGCCUGUGUGCAUUGGAAAUGGCACAGCAGAGGCUGGUUGUGAAAGAUGGUUUUGUGUCAGUUUUAACCAGUGUUACAUAACAAAGAGGACCAUUUUAUAGUCUUUUUGAAACCUUUAAACAACUGUCUUCAGAAAUAAUUGCCAAACUGCAUGUGACAGUAAUUGUGUAUUAGUUCUGUAAUUGUCAUUUUGAAGACCUAUGAAGUAUCGUUGGGAAAAAUGUCACUAGUGAUAAGAGUUAAUUACAACUGAAGUCUGUUUUCAACUAUUUGUGGUAAGAAGCAGGUGUUAUUGUACUCAUUAAAUGAUUUCAUAAAUCCUGGGUUUUAUCACAUUUGAUUAAGAGCUGCUGAACUACUGAUGGUCAAUUCCAGGGGAAAAAAAAAAAGUUUUAAUUGCCGCAUCUAAAAAAAUUAAUCAUCAAGCAGGACUGAAGAGUUUAAAUAUCAAAAUUUCAAUCAUGGAAAACUGGAGCAUCCUCCUGCUUGCUACAAAAUUAUAUUUUCCAUUACCCGCAAUAGCAUAUUGCAGAACAUCUUGUGUUUCAAACUGUGCAAGUUGGAGUUCAUAUUCUCUACGUCUAAGUGAAUAACUUCGCUGUCGUAGGUCACAAAUAAAACUGUUAAUUUAAAUCACUUACUAUGAAAUUUAUACAAGAAAAAAUGCCUUAGCCAUGAUUUCAGUGUCAUACAUGUUUUAAAGACUGUUUUCUUCGUAUCGUUUACAAGUACUUAACUGCUCCCUUCUUUUCCCAAGGUUUCAGAUGCUUUAUCACCCCAGUUAACCACAUUCUACUUUCACAUUAACCCAGGUUGACACAUGAUGAAAGAACAUAAGGAGGUUUAAUUUUUAGCUGACACAGGGUCAUUGGUUUCUAACUUGAAGAACAAAGGCUUUAAAUACCUCUAUGCAACAUAAUCUCAAUUUUAUUUUAUCACCUGACCAUUGUGGUUUGCGGGACAGAUGGAUUAAAUAUCUCAAGUUUAACCAGUAGUCUUGCACUGUCUCUUUUCAAUAGGGAUUGGACUUUUGAAUGGCUCCUUUUCCAUUUCUUACUUCAUGGAGUAUUUUUCAGCACUGGACUUCAUUCUAACCUUUCCCUCCCCCCUUUGUUUGGCUUUUGUUUUGCAACAGCUGUUAUUAUCGUUUUUGGUCAGCUGUGAUUGCUGGAGGCAAAAUAGGACCAGAUGGUGUUUUGCUAUGCAUGAAUGGAGAGUUAGAGGAGUUUAGAUUGAAUAGGCCAAGUUUGAAUGGUGUCUAUGCACCACCUGCCCUCUUCAGCAGCAGCACACACAUCAUAGGAGCAUGAUCUGUCUCAGACCUACUAGAAUUGGA
Messenger RNA from Tympanuchus pallidicinctus (lesser prairie-chicken), 5985 nucleotides. RefSeq names its product TOX high mobility group box family member 3 (gene TOX3). Gene Ontology annotation, cellular component: nucleus. Bases 757 to 2376 code for a protein of 539 amino acids. The record is from RefSeq and is a predicted model, not a curated record. NCBI's taxonomy places the organism in Eukaryota, Metazoa, Chordata, Aves, Galliformes, Phasianidae. Gene Ontology annotation, biological process: regulation of transcription by RNA polymerase II. The transcript has 14 exons. Gene Ontology annotation, molecular function: chromatin DNA binding.